This is a messenger RNA of Prunus armeniaca (apricot), 1737 nucleotides long. The record is from the annotation of a GenBank genome assembly. NCBI's taxonomy places the organism in Eukaryota, Viridiplantae, Streptophyta, Magnoliopsida, Rosales, Rosaceae.
AUGGCUACGGAGACUGCUACGAGAUCGAGCUCAGCGGCCGAUUCGUACAUAGGGAGCUUGAUAAGUUUGACUUCGAAGAGUGAGAUCAGAUACGAAGGCGUGCUUUACAACAUCAACACCGAAGAGUCUAGUAUUGGGCUCAGAAACGUACGAUCAUUUGGAACAGAAGGAAGGAAAAAAGAUGGACCACAAAUCCCUCCGGGUGACAAAGUUUAUGAGUAUAUACUAUUCCGCGGGAGUGACAUCAAGGAUUUACAGGUUAAGUCUUCUCCACCUGUUCAGCCUACCCUACCACCUAUAAACAAUGAUCCAGCUAUUAUUCAAUCUCACUACUCCCGCCCGGCUCCUUCAACAUCGAGCUUACCUGCUCCUGCUAGUGGAUCUUUGACGGAUAUUAAUCCUCAUACUGCACAGUUGGGACUCCCUGGUCCAAAUUUCCAAGGUAGUUUGCCUUUAUAUCAACCUGGAGGCAAUUUAGCGUCAUGGGGGGCUACGCCUCCUCCUCCAAGUGCAAAUGGUGGUGGGCUUGCAAUGCCAAUGUACUGGCAAGGAUACUAUGGCCCUCCAAAUGGGCUUCCUCAUUUACACCAGCAAUCGUUGCUUCGACCACCACCUGGGCUAUCAAUGCCUUCUUCAAUGCAGCAGCCACUGCAGUACCCCAAUUUUAAUGCCUCCUUACCUACUGGAACUUCAAACUUGCCUGAUGUUCCGUCGCCUUUGCUUCCAGCUGCUAGUAUUAGUUCUACUUCUUUGUCUCAGUCAACGUUGCCAACAACUCUGCCUCCAGUGCCUUCUACAACACUAGCUUCUGAAACCUUGCCAAGCUCAAUGCCUAACAAGGCACCAAGUUCUGCCCCUUCUGUAGCCACCCUUAGUGCAAACUUGCCACCUAUUUCUUCUCUAACUACUACAAGCCCAGAUAUAAGUACUGUUGUACCACCAAUCUCUAACAAGCCUCAUGCAAUUUCUGGCCCAACCUUGCCUUAUCAAAACAUAUCUCAAGCUACUUCCUCUGUUGUCGGGACAUCCAGUUCUUUGCGCAUGGAAACACUACUGCCUUCUUUGGUAACCCCGGGCCAGCUGUUGCAAUCUGGAUCUGGUGCAGUCUCUUCAACUCAAUCUUUGCAAACCGCUCACAAGGAUGUGGAGGUGGUCCAAGUUUCAUCGUCAACCUCAUCAGAACCCACGGUGCCAGUCUCGGCCGAAUCUCAGCCCCCAAUAUUGCCAUUACCACCACCUGUACGGGCUGGUCAAAAGAGUUCCCGUCCAAUAACAAAAUUCACUGAAGACUUUGAUUUCACGGCAAUGAAUGAGAAGUUCAAUAAGGAUGAGGUUUGGGGUCAUCUGGGUAAGAGUAACAAACCUCACCCAAAGGACAAAGAUGGAGAUGGAAACGCCAGUGAUGAAGAUUAUAUUGAGGAUGAAGAUGAGGUGGAGUUGUCGAAGGUUGAGAUCAAGCCCGUCUACAAUAAGGAUGACUUCUUUGAUACCAUCUCUUGCAAUGCUAUGAAUCAUGAACAGAAUGGAAGGACUAGAUACUCUGAGCAAAUAAAGAUAGAUACUGAGACUUUUGGCACUUUUUCAAGGUAUCGGGGUGGUCGAGGUGGCCGUGGUCCUGGGCGUGGUGGCCGUGGUCGUGGUGGUUACUAUGGAAGGGGUUACGGGGGUUAUGGGGGUUAUGGCGGUGGCUAUGUUGGAAGGGGCCGUGGCCGGGCCAUGCCCACUCGUGCUCCAUAG